Molecule: messenger RNA, 571 nt
Organism: Paramecium pentaurelia
Lineage: Eukaryota; Ciliophora; Oligohymenophorea; Peniculida; Parameciidae
Source: the annotation of a GenBank genome assembly
AUGUAGAAAAAUAAAAGAAGUCAAAUAAGAUAAAUAUCUCUAAAAAAUAAAUAAUAUGAAUAAGAAUAAGCAGAAUUAAUAUCUUCAGAUAAUGAUACUCAAGAUUUUCCUUAAUUAGAAAUGAACCAACAAUAUUAUAGUAUUAUAUAAUGGAAAAAGUUACAAGAUGAGAAAUUGUUAAAAAUGGCAGGAAAUAAUUUGAUAAUUUAAAACUCAAAACAUUAAAAUGAUUUACCAAAAUUACAAACUCUCCCUUUAAAAUCAUGUCUAAAGAAAAUCAAUGAGAAAAUAUCUGAUGAUUAAUUGGAAACAUAAAUUUCAUAAGAAAAAAUGAAACUUAAAGAGCUUUAGAUUAAAUAAUGUAUCAUUGUUACUGAAUUUAACAACAUUAUGAAUGAUGAUAAUAAUGAAGUAAUAUAAUGAAUUACAUCUUUAGAUAUCCAUUACUUUAGAUGAAUUAGAUGAUUUUAUUUUUAAACAUACAGAGUAAAAGAAAAAAGAAAAGUUUAAUAUAUCUAAAUUUGAUAAUAUAAAGAAAAGAAUUGAUCUUAAUCAGAAAAAUCUAAUUUGA